This is a messenger RNA of Cladocopium goreaui, 1641 nucleotides long. Lineage: Eukaryota; Dinophyceae; Suessiales; Symbiodiniaceae. The record is from the annotation of a GenBank genome assembly.
AUGGAAGCCAUUCGCAAAUGCACAGUUGAUGAAUACUUCCGGUAUUUAGAGCGAUGCAGUGCAGACUGUCUAAGGGAGAGUCAGGCUCGACCUACAGCUCCGUUGGGCGCCGCAGUGGCGCGUGGCUGUGAGGUGCUGGAGCAGCUGUGCCGUGGACAGGAGGGGGGAGCCGCGAUUGGAGUUGAAGACCCGUUGAGGCUCCGGGAAAGGUUGCUGAUGACGUAUGAGCGUCCACGCUUCGUGCGGUCCAGCGAGUUGCAGGAAGCCUGCGCUCGUAUCGCCGAGGCAGAUGCAGCGCAGCUUUUCUGGGACAACUUCGACGACCGAGCAGGCGAACAGGAAGCGGCGUACCGUGAGGCGGCCAAAAGGGCGGGAAAUGCAAAACCCCCUGUGUUAGCGUUGAACCUGGCGGCCGACACAGGGCUCUUUCACAGCAAUCGCGCUUUGAAAGCGUUGAGCUUGCUGGGCUUCGGCGUGCUUACUUUGGGCACCAAUGAGUUGGUGUUGCACCACGCAAAUGUGAAAAGCAUCUGGGGUCGAUUGCAUUUGCGGUGUGUGGAGGCCGGCAAUGAGCUAGGCAAUUUGUUUCCAACUCACACACGACAUUGGUGGCCCAUCGUUGAAGAUAUCUUCAUGUCCUCAGCUAUCCAAAGCCUACUGACCAGCAUCGAUCUGACCCUUCGAACCAGCUCUGAAUACACAUGCAUUUCCAUAGAUGCAACGUUGAAAGUAGCUAUGUCCAUCAAAGGCCAGGCUAGCUACAGAAGCAGUGCGGCAAUCAGAAAUGAAGCCUGCUUCGGCGACACUGAAGCUUUGAGACGUGUCUUGACUGUCAGAGGCUGUACAAGGGCAGUGUUGGCUAUGCAAUUGAUUAAAGGAGAAGAGGCUUUGGAGGUCGCUCAGGCUUUGCAAAGAAGCAUGUCAACCUUGGGCUGCGCGCAAGUGCUGUAUGUGAUGAGCGAUUCGCCAUCUUCAAAGCUACUGCGCGCUUUGCAGCCAGUCUCUCCCAACCUACGUGGUUUGGCCUUAGAUCCUGUGCAUACUGCUAUUGUUUAUGAAUAUGCACAGUGGCGCCGCCGAACUCCAGGUUCCAAGCUCUUGAGGGAAUUGCUCAACAAGGUGGUGCAGCAUGAUCCUGAAAAAGCAAUGGCAUCGUGGGGGUGUUUGUACGAUGGCAUCGAGGCCGAACCUCUGACCCGCCAAGAAGAAAAGUGGAGGGAACAAAUUUUGAAUUGGACACAUCCCAAAGCAUAUGCCGAACGAGUGGUCGGCAAUCUCAAGCCCAAUUUGCCGGUAUACACCCGAGUGAGCUUCAUCGAAGCAAUAGCAGCAAAAGGGUCCGGAGCACUUUUGGACGUUCAGAUGUCGUUUCGUGUGGCAGGCGCAAGGGAUUGUGCACCUUGUCAAAAGAGAGCAAAACGUGAGGGUUUCGUAGCAGUUUCAACUACAACCACCACUACACACACACACUACACUACUUACACUCCACUCCACUCCACUCCACUCCACUCCACUCCACCCCACUCCACUCCACUCCACUCCACUCCACUCCACCCCACUCCACUCCACUCCACUCCACUACAACAACAACUAAAACUACAACUACAUUACACUACACUACGCUACGCUACGCUACACUAA